Racocetra persica is the source of this 1247-nucleotide messenger RNA. Lineage: Eukaryota; Fungi; Glomeromycota; Glomeromycetes; Diversisporales; Gigasporaceae. The record is from the annotation of a GenBank genome assembly.
AAAUGGAACCUAAUCGUCAUUUAGAAGUUCAAUCGUUUUAUGUUGCUGCCAAAGAGCCAAUUUAUAAAAAAGAGGCUAAAGAAUACCUUCAGCAGAUGAGACUUCUUUUAUCUAAAAGAGAGUUGGCUGAGGAAGCUAACUACGUUUUUAGUGCGGCAAAUGCAUAUAGUAAUCGGAGUAGUUUGUUUUCAUUUGAUAGUACCAAACAAGAAUUUAGAGAUAAUGGCAGUGGAAAAAUUCCACUUGAAGAGUCCUUCAAUCAUUGUCUUCGGACUAUUGUUCCAUUGAUUGUUAACGAACAAAAGUUUAUGGCUGAUUUUUUUCAUCUUGCCAAAAAAGAUUCGAAGUCAUCAUUUUACGAUUCAGAAGUGUUCCUUAAGGAUUUGGAUGAUAAUGAAAGUGAAAUUAUGCAUAAAAAGCUUCUGCUCGAGCACAUGGAAAAGCUAUUCAAUUUUCUCCCAGAUGAAUUAUGCGCAUUUAUUGAUUAUGGAUGUAAGCUUGACACAGCCCAAAUAGUAGGAAUUAUUGUAUCUAUUGAAAAGCUCAUGCAUGAAGAUGAAAGACUUAACUACAAUUAUGUAAUUAAAGUGUUUCGAAAUGUCAGGAAACAUUGUCUUGUAAUUUUGGAACGAUUUAUUAAUGAGCAACUCAAAGCAAUUGAAGAUACUAAAGUUACUUCAAAGAAACGAAAAGGAAUAGUUCUGUUCAUUCGCAUAUUUCCGCGUUUUGUAGAGCGUAUAGAACAUUCAAUGAAUGGAGCGGAUCAACUUGAAAUACGCCAAAUUGUGAAUAGCGGCUAUGAAAAGAUUGUUAAAACGAUGUUUGAUUGUUUAGAAGCGAUUUCAAAAGACGAAGAGUCACCCGUUGAUGAUAGGGAACAGUUAAAUGCACAUAUAAUGACUUUAGAAAACAUGCACCACUUUUAUACUGAGAUUAGAACUCGUAAAAUAAUGGUUCUUGAACCAUUUAUGAGAUAUGCACGAAUUUCAUACGAUAGACAUUUAGAAGUUUAUGCCAAAUCAGUUGAAUUCUUUGAAGGAAUAGAAAGUCUUUUAAGAACGACAUCAGCGCCAGAAGAAGUUGGAUUUCGACUCAAAUACAGCAAAGAUGCUUUAAAGAAAGUUGUGUCACAGUACCCUGGAAAAGAAAUAAAAAAAGACUUGAAUUCAUUGUAUAAACGAGUUGACAAACAUUUUACGGAGGAAGAAGGAUUAUUACAAGUUGUAUGGCGAAGUAUAGAAGAAGAA